UACAGCCAUUGGAGCAAACCAUUAUCGCUUCUCUGUAUGAUAUCAAUGGUAUACACUUUACUGUAUCGGACAUAAGAGGUCAACUGCUUCUUUAAAAAAUGUCUCGACUACAGUUGUUACACCUAUUUGUCAGUGAGCGGCUAAGAGCGGCUGCUGCUGAAAUAUUUGGGGCCGUGGAAAAAACAAUAACGGAUUACCAGGAAGAAAUCUCCCGUUCAAAGGAGGACAACGACCGUUUACGAUCGCUGUUCGAUAUCGCAUUCCAACCUCAGUUGCCGAAAGCAGACCCACUUCAUCUCACUCUCUCCAAAGAGCUUCUCCCUGAGCAUCAGCACCAUGAGCAGGAGUGGAGCCCCAGUCUGGACCAGGGGGACCCAGAGCCCACGCAGGUUAAACAGGAACCAGGGGAGUUUGGGACCAGUCAGAGGGAGGAGUUAAUAACCAAAGACUCCAUUUUGAGGGACUGUAAUCAGAAACCACCUGAGCCACAUCUUUACCACAUCCAAAUAGUGGAGAACAGAGAGAGGGACUCACUAUCGAUCAACACAACAGGAGAGAUCAAAACAGAACCUGGUGAAGAGUGUUAUGGUGGGUCUCACUGGGAACCAACCAGUGACUCUCAGUCCCUCUCUGCAGUAAAUCCUGACAGUUCUGCAGCUCAGACUGAAAACAGUGAAAGUGAGGAUGGGGUGGACAGUGGAGGACUACCAUCAGGGCUACAACCAUUACAAUCAAACAACACUCAAACCACUUCUCAAGAUAAUAAGAUGUUUCCAUGCCGUACGAAAUCACGCCGCCAAAGACUAGCCACACCGUGUUUUUGCAAAGUGUGUGAAAAGUCUUUUGACUUCAUAAAUCAUUUAAUCAAUCAUGUGCGAAUGCAUGCAAAGGAUAAAGAUCACCUCUGUGGUGUAUGUGGAAAUGGCUUCGAGUCCACAGACAGCAUGCUGGAUCACCUACUAACACACAUUGGAGCCAAACCUUUUUGCCAGAUGUGUGGUAAAUGUUUCACUAAUAAGGCGAACCUGAAAGUGCAUAUUGUGAGGGCUCAUGCCGGUGAGAGACCAUUUGAGUGUCCUGUGUGUGGAAAACGCUUUCAAACAUCAUUCAUUUUAAAAACACACCAAGUCAUUCAUACUGGGGAGAAACCAUUUCAGUGUCAAGAUUGCGGUAAACAUUUCAGUCGAAAAGGAAGCUUGCAGAUGCACCUGAGGACACACACAAAGGAGAAGCCGCAUCGUUGCCAUGUUUGUGGAAAGGGCUUCCCUGUGAAGAGAUCCCUGACCACACAUAUGACAAGUCACACAGGGUUGAAACCGCAUCGCUGUGAAGAAUGUGGCAAGGCCUUCGCUGUGAGUGAAGCCCUGACAGUGCACAUGAAGACUCACCUAGAGGAGAAACCGCACCCAUGCCAUGAAUGCAGCAAACGCUUCAAUCGGAUGGGAUCCCUUAGAAGGCAUAUGAGCUUGAUUCACAAACUGGAGAAAUCGUGAUAUGCGUGGGGAAAAUGUAUCGGUUUAAACUCGAUUUGAAAAGUACUAACUGAUAUCUAGAAUUAUACACAUACUGUAUCUCAGAAGUCACUGCUUUAGGUUGAAAAAGGUAGACAAUGAAUGCAUGAACUUGCAUAACAUUGUGGGGAGCCACAGAGUGGUGUGUCUAACAAACACCUGUUACUGGAUUAAUUCAAAUUGCAUGUUUUGAAAAUGUGUACGUGACUGCUUGAAUGUGUGUGGUUUGAGAAGGAGGCUCUUUGUUGAAAUAUUGAAAUAUGUCAAAUCUAUUUUGACUGUGUUGCACAAAAUGUAAUAGUUUAAUAAAACAGAUGUUGAAAAUGUUUUUUUGAACAAAGGUUAUUUUGGGAAAGCCUUUUUCCCUUGCCGUAUUGUAAAUGAAAUUGGGUAGGACUUUUGGUAAUAGUACGAAUAGUGUAACCGUGAGAUUCUUAUAUACAGAAGACGCCACCACAGUACACACUUGACAUAAUACUACACCCACACAUAUUGCUGCUGCCUGGAUGGUAGAAGAUUGCACAAAUAGUCAUCCUGACUUGCAACAGACCAAUUAUUUAUUAAAACCGUUAAAGAUGCACUAUGUAGAAAUCGCUCCGCCAUUUCCUGGUUGCUAAAAAAAAAAAAAAGCAGCAUAAUGCACCGUGAAUAGUGUAACCGUGAGAUUCUUAUAUACAGAAGACUCCACCACAGUACACACUUGACAUAAUACUACACCCACACAUAUUGCUGCUGCCUGGAUGGUAGAAGAUUGCACAAAUAGUCAUCCUGACUUGCAACAGACCAAUUAUUUAUUAAAACCGUUAAAGAUGCACUAUGUAGAAAUCGCUCCGCCAUUUCCUGGUUGCUAAAAAAAAAAAAAAAAAGCAGCAUAAUGCACUGCUGCCCCCAAACUCUGGAAGUCUCCCCCCCAAGCCACCUGCAAUUCAGACUCCAUCGCCAUUUUCAAAAACAAUAUCAAAGCCUACUUGUUUAG
Messenger RNA from Oncorhynchus gorbuscha (pink salmon), 2487 nucleotides. RefSeq names its product zinc finger protein 239-like. Lineage: Eukaryota; Metazoa; Chordata; Actinopteri; Salmoniformes; Salmonidae. Gene Ontology annotation, molecular function: DNA-binding transcription factor activity; RNA polymerase II cis-regulatory region sequence-specific DNA binding. The transcript has 2 exons. The record is from RefSeq and is a predicted model, not a curated record. Gene Ontology annotation, biological process: regulation of transcription by RNA polymerase II. Bases 99 to 1493 code for a protein of 464 amino acids.